Messenger RNA from Bombina bombina (fire-bellied toad), 4276 nucleotides. It is a transcript of the gene TNPO2, whose product is annotated as transportin 2. The record is from RefSeq and is a predicted model, not a curated record. Gene Ontology annotation, molecular function: small GTPase binding; nuclear import signal receptor activity. NCBI's taxonomy places the organism in Eukaryota, Metazoa, Chordata, Amphibia, Anura, Bombinatoridae. Gene Ontology annotation, biological process: protein import into nucleus. Gene Ontology annotation, cellular component: cytoplasm; nucleus.
GUGCAAAUGACAUCAUCAUCCCGCGCUCCCUCUUUCUCGUUCUCUCUGUCUCCGCCGCCCGCGAGUCGCCUCCAUCUCUGCGCUUCGGUUGACAUCACAAUGGACUGGCGCCCAGAUGAGGAAGGAUUACAGCAAGUUUUGCAGCUGCUGAAGGACUCCCAGUCCCCAGAUACAGCCACACAAAGGAUAGUCCAAGAUAAAUUGAAGCAGCUUAACCAGUACCCAGACUUCAACAACUACCUGAUAUUUGUGCUUACACGGCUCAAGUCUGAAGAUGAACCUACACGAUCUCUGAGUGGUUUGAUUCUGAAAAAUAACGUCAAAGCGCAUUAUCAGAACUUCCCCCAGCCAGUGUCUGAGUUUAUAAAGCAGGAAUGUUUGAACAACAUCGGAGACGCUUCCUCCCUCAUCAGGGCGACAAUCGGCAUUCUCAUUACCACCAUUGCUUCCAAAGGCGAGCUGCAGAUGUGGCCAGAACUUUUACCGCAACUGUGCAAUCUACUUAACUCCGAGGAUUACAACACGUGUGAGGGUGCGUUUGGUGCUCUGCAAAAAAUUUGUGAAGAUUCCUCAGAACUCCUAGACAGUGAUGCUCUUAAUAGACCGCUAAACAUCAUGAUCCCCAAAUUUUUGCAGUUUUUUAAGCAUUGCAGCCCCAAAAUCAGAUCUCAUGCUAUUGCCUGUGUAAACCAGUUCAUUACAGACCGGGCGCAGGCACUCAUGGACAACAUAGACACUUUCAUUGAGCAUCUUUUUGCACUGGCAGUAGAUGAGGACCCAGAAGUUCGUAAGAAUGUGUGUAGAGCGCUUGUUAUGUUACUCGAGGUGCGGAUAGACAGACUUCUUCCUCAUAUGCACAGCAUAAUACAGUAUAUGCUCCAGCGGACACAAGACACAGAUGAGAAUGUGGCACUUGAAGCCUGUGAGUUCUGGCUAACACUGGCAGAUCAACCCAUCUGUAAGGAUGCCCUAUCAAACCAUCUUCUCCAGUUAAUUCCCAUCUUGGUUAAUGGAAUGAAAUAUAAUGAGAUUGAUAUCAUUCUUUUAAAGGGAGAUGUGGAGGAAGAUGAGACUGUCCCUGACAGUGAGCAGGACAUCAAGCCUCGCUUCCACAAGUCUCGCACUGUAACGUUGCAGCACGAAGAAGAGAGGGUAGAAGGAGAGGAAGAUGCAGACGAUGAAGAUGACGAUGACGACACUUUGUCCGACUGGAAUUUGAGGAAAUGCUCUGCUGCUGCUCUUGAUGUACUCGCCAAUGUAUUUAGAGAAGAGCUGCUUCCUCACCUUCUUCCAUUACUGAAGGGUCUUUUGUUCCACCCUGAGUGGGUCAUAAAGGAAUCUGGAAUCUUGGUAUUGGGGGCCAUUGCUGAAGGAUGUAUGCAAGGCAUGGUCCCUUACCUUCCAGAGCUUAUCCCUCAUCUGAUCCAGUGCCUGUCUGAUAAAAAGGCUCUGGUCCGCUCCAUUGCCUGCUGGACGCUUAGCCGAUAUGCGCACUGGGUUGUAAGCCAGCCACCAGACCUCUACCUGAAGCCUCUUAUGACAGAACUUCUCAAACGGAUUUUAGACAGUAAUAAGAGGGUGCAGGAAGCAGCUUGCAGUGCCUUUGCAACAUUGGAAGAGGAGGCCUGCACAGAACUUGUGCCAUAUUUAAGCUUUAUCCUGGAUACACUGGUAUUUGCUUUUGGAAAAUACCAGCACAAGAACUUGCUGAUCCUGUAUGAUGCUAUUGGAACGUUGGCAGAUUCUGUGGGACAUCAUUUAAAUCAGCCGGAAUACAUUCAGAAGCUAAUGCCACCUCUUAUCCAGAAAUGGAAUGAGCUAAAGGAUGAAGAUAAAGACCUAUUCCCUCUUUUAGAGUGCUUGUCAUCCAUAGCUACAGCCCUCCAGAGUGGUUUCUUACCAUAUUGUGAGCCUGUAUAUCAGCGCUGUGUGACUUUAGUACAAAAGACUUUGGCCCAGGCCAUGAUGUACAGUCAGCACCCGGAUCAAUACGAGGCUCCUGAUAAGGACUUCAUGAUUGUAGCUCUGGACCUACUGAGUGGGCUUGCAGAAGGCUUAGGUGGACAUGUAGAGCAAUUAGUAGCCAGAAGCAACAUCAUGACUUUGCUCUUCCAAUGUAUGCAGGACAUUAUGCCUGAGGUACGGCAAAGUUCCUUUGCUCUGUUGGGUGAUCUUACCAAGGCUUGCUUCCUGCACGUGAAACCAUGUAUAUGAUUUUAUCUUCUUCUGCGACGCUGUGGCUUCAUGGGUGAGCCCGAAGGAUGAUCUUCGGGACAUGUUCUAUAAGAUUCUGCACGGUUUUAAAGAGCAGGUUGGGGAAGAAAACUGGAACCAGUUCUCUGAACAGUUCCCCCCUCUGCUGAAGGAGCGUCUGGCUGCGUUCUACGGAGUGUAGAGUGAGUGGAAUCCGAUAAAUACAAACCCCGAGUGGGAGGUUCCUGUUUGGUCCAUGAGGUCAUUGGGAAGAUUGGUGUCUCACGUCCCACUCAUCCGGUGUCUAGAAGGGUUGUAGGGAACAGUGUCCAGGGCCAGAACCAUCCUUCCACUCCAGACCCCCCUACUUUCUCCACCCCAAAUCCACAGGAACCUCAGGGAGGAGUGGGAAGGCGAAACACAAAACACUACACCCGUCCUUCUCCAAACGUGGAUCUUUUUAAUGACUGGUUUUUACUGAGCAUGAGGGGGGAUGGACCUUAGAAUCAAAUCAUUAGCCUUGUAGGGAGGGAGCAGGGACCUACUGAUGGAGCCAGACCACAGCGGGAUCUAUUACUGGGAGGGGGGAGGGGGAAUAUAGAGCAGAGAAGGGUGGGAGGUGGGGAUGAUAAAGGAAUGAAAUGUUUUGACUCCUUCCCAGCUAGAGCAGGCAAGAGUCAAAUCCGCAGAAUAGAGUCCAAAACAAGGAAUGGAAGUCAAGUCACCAACGUGAAAUAGCCCUAGUGCAGCCCUAUGGAAGAAGGGAAAGUGCCAGGGUCACAUCAUAUUUUCAUAGGCAUGGAGAUUGUGAUAAAACUAACUUGGUUAUUUAUCCAUUCCCGGUUCAUAGAAAAGGCAGAGAGCUAAUCUAAUUCACUAAAACAUUUAAUUUAGCUCCAGUGAUUACAAAGACAGGACAUAUGUUUGUGUGCAAUAUCUACAGUUCUUACUCAAGUUCCAUUUUCUCCUACUCCUAGCAAUUGAUUACAUACUCCUAACCCUACAUCUCCUGCACUGAAGUUAAUAGAGCCUGGCAAUUAUUUUUAUAUAAGCAAUGAGGGGUAGAGGAUAUUUCUUGAACAGAGGCAGACACAAGACUGCUAGGUCUGCAUUUUGUAUACAUUUUCUAAUUCUCCUACCAUUUACACCUGUCACUUGCAGAUUAUUUUUUUGCACUUGUUUAUACAUUGUGCAAUAGUGUAUGGGGGGAGGGGGACUAGCUUCAAAUGAUCUGAAAACAUUGAGGGGAUUAUGUUUAACCACUUUAAACUUUGCAAAUAUUUUGUGGCAAAUUGACUUUUUAUUAAUUAGAUGUCCCCCUUUUCCUGUUUUGCUGCAAGUGAAAGGUUUAGCAUAGUAGAUUGAUUUUAAUCUUAUCAAACCAACAAGUCAUAAAUUUAAGAGAUUCAAGUCUAAGGCAGCUGCACGUACAUUGCUACAACAGCUUUAGCUCUGUCAAAUGAAUAGAAAACACAGUAAUGAAAUCUAGUUGUCUGAUUUAAACAUUCCGCGUUUUCGAAAUUGUCCCUGAAAAACAAAUCCAGGACACAAUGAAAUAUAGUAAUGAAAUUCAAAAGCUGGCACAGAAACUGGAUAAAAUUAAGAUCGGGAAAGGAGCAACCUUUUUAUAGGGCGAAACCUUUGAGGAAAGGUGCUGGCAAGGGGUUAAUCUAGCUUUUGUCGCACUAAUGUGGACACUUGGCGAAGCCUUUAACUGUGCCUAAUUUAACACUUGAAAAAAUCAGAGGGGCUGCAAAAGUAAUUUCCUCUCUGAAGUUAAAGGGAAAGGUUGGAGUGCAAGCUCCUACGGGAGGGGAGUUAGCGUCUAUUCAUGAUCAUCCUUUUAACCCCUUCUUCCCUGUUUUGUACAGUAGGGCACACCACUAGGCUCCAGUUUAAUUCUGGGUCUGUAUAUCGGUAUUUGUGAUGUAAUGUUUCCUAUGGUAAAACUGCAGUGUAUUUAGUGUAAAGCCGUCUGCUUGCACCUUUGCUCAGAUGAGAAUUAUAUUCUCAUUUUAUGUAUAUUUUUUUUUUUAUUAUUUUAUUUUAUUUUUUUUGUUAACUAAAAUGCAGUUUUUUGUGA